Molecule: messenger RNA, 2560 nt
Organism: Cinara cedri
Lineage: Eukaryota; Metazoa; Arthropoda; Insecta; Hemiptera; Aphididae
Source: the annotation of a GenBank genome assembly
AUGGUAAGUUUUUUAUUUUUAAAUCAAUCUACAAAUAUUUUGUUUUACGUAUGAGAAAUCUAUCAUUUAAUUGUUUGUUUUUAGGAUUUUGUCGAUAAUUCCUUUGGUAAUUUUGCCAUCCUAGGGUGAGAAAAAUCAUAUAAAUUUCUGUAAUUUUUAAAAUUUGUGCAUAACUUAUCUAUAUCUAAUUAUGUUUUUAGAGCUCAUACCGCUAGACCAAAGAAUUUUAAAGAAGCUUAUCAUCCAGUUCAACAAAAUUUGAUAAAUGUAAGUAUUUAAAUAAAAUAUUAACUCUGAUAUGUCAAAAUUCUACCUUAGUUAUAUUUCAUAUAGUUUAAAUUAAUGAAUUGUACACUUGAAUGUUACUUUUUAUUUCAUUUUAAACUGUAAUAGAUUUGUUUGCAUUAGAAAAGUAAUUAUUAUCCAAUAUUACUGUUUAUCUAAGUCAACUUUAUUUUUAUUAAAAACUACAAUAAUUUAUACAAAUACUAAUUUUUUAGACUAAAAUCAUGAUAAAUGUACAAUUCUAAUGAAUACAUUUUAAACUGGCUGUAAGGAGGAGGUACCUAUUUUCAUUCAGGGGCGCACCCAGGAAUUUUUUUUUGGGGGGGUACUAAUUUAAAUUAUUUUCAAAUAUUAAUAGUAUUUAUUUUAUAAUAUGUACAUAAAUCCAAAAGUCGAGAUGGGCAAUGUUGAGAAUAUUUUUAAAAGUAUAAAUAUAGUUUGAAACAAAGUUUCCUUACACAAGUUUAAAUCAUCAAUUGUAUUAUGUGGUAAUAAAAUGUUUUGGGCAUUGGAAUUUUUGGUACCAUAAAUUAAACUCAGCUACUGCAGUAUUAACAUAAUUUUGUGGUAUAUCAUUUUUGUAAAAUUCGAAAAGUUUUAAAUAUUGUGAUUUUUCUAUUUGAUUAAGUGAAUUUUCAGUUGGUAGAAGGCACUUAGAACUUUUAAUAAUACAUUUAUGCUUUAAAAAUCGUUAGGACAUAUUGCUAAUAAAAGAAUCUAGCCAUGGAAUGAAAAUGGCAUGUCUAUAAUAUUUUUCUUCAUUUUCUGCGGGUACAUUUGAUUAGUGAUGUUGUGAUGAUUAUGGGCGAUGCACAUCAUUUUUUGCCACCAAUAAUAGAGAGCAUAAGUCAUUACCGGUUUCCGGAAUGGCAAGUAUGAAAAUAUAAUAUUUUGUUAUACCUAAUGUUUCAAUAUUGAUAGCUGAUAUUUGUUUAUCAUAAUUUAAAGUUUAUACCUAAUAAAAUUAUCAAAAUGUUAGGGGUUACCUUUUUUUUUAGGAGGGGCACUUAUGCCUAUAGUUAGAGACAGUAUCAAGUACAAUAGUGUGAUAUACAUGAGUACAUUUGAUGCCCUAAUAUAUAAGUGAUAUUAUCUCUUAUUGUUAACCAAAAGUUUUGUCUUUAAUUUCCUAAUUAUUCUCUAAUAAUCUAUCAAAAUUAACUUUUACAUAAGUAAUACAUGUAUCUUAGAUUAUUAAAAUGGUAUUUUUUUUUCUGUGAAUAACUUUUACCAAAAUGUUUGCUCCAAUUUUUAAGUGUAGUACCUUUUCUGAAAGAGACUUUGACUGAGAUGGUACUUUAGGUAGCUUUUUAGGAAGUGAUACUUUUUUGAUUUUUCAAGGAGUUUUUAUAAUAAAUGGGGAAAACCGGAAAAUUUGCGAAAUGUAUUAUUUUCAAAUCAUAAAAAUUAUGGUCUUUCAAAACAUGUAUAAUUGAACUUUAGUGUCCUUUCUCGUUAGCAAUGAUUAAUUUUUGUGUUCAGAUAUAUAUUAAACUUUCUCUCUACCUUCCAAACUUUUCAUCUAUAAUGGUGGCCCACCCACGUGUAAAAUCUUUGUUAUAAAUUUCAAUCUCAUAGAUGGGUUUGUGUUUGUCUAUGUCAGUUUAUAUUUUUAACAUGUGUAUGUUUUUGGGCUAGAUAAAAGUAUUAUGUACCCACAUAAUACUUUUGUUUCUUAUCAAUUUUUACCUGUAAGGCUGUCACUUAGGUUAUAAUAUUAAUAUUAGUAACAAUAAUAGUAAAUAUUAAAAUGUAUACAUUGAUAAAUGUACAAUUAAACAAUAAUUUUAAUACUAAUUAAAUUGUUGGUUGGUAGGUGUAAUUGUAAAUUAUUAUGUCAUACCCUUUUAUGGUGGUUUGGCAUAAUACAGAUAGUUUAUUUGUAAUGUGUAUAUUUUAAAAUUUAACAGUCUAAUUAGAUUAAUUAUAAAUAUACUAACUAGUAUUUAUGUCAGUCGGAGAAAUGGGAAUCAGGUACAAUAUUAUUUUAAAUGUACCUAUUGAAAAUCCAUUUUUAUUUUGUUUUCCAGUACAAAGAAAAAGAAACUAGAACAUUGAAAAAGGGGUUAAUGGUUACUCAAGGUAUGCAUAUGCCUUUACGUUAUGUUAUGGAGAAAAAAGUUUUUGAAAAUGUAGGUCGUCUUCCCAUUUUAAAGUCAUCUAAUUUAAUAGCAGAUAUAUUGGAUGAUACUCUUGACACAGUAUCUGAACAUGAUUACUUAAACCCUGCAGAAUUCAAUGAAACCUUAGUCCCAUCAUUUGUAGUUAUGGAUAA